Messenger RNA from Salpingoeca rosetta, 1971 nucleotides. Its product is annotated as Thop1 protein. The record is from RefSeq and is a predicted model, not a curated record. The transcript has 17 exons. Gene Ontology annotation, cellular component: mitochondrial intermembrane space. NCBI's taxonomy places the organism in Eukaryota, Choanoflagellata, Craspedida, Salpingoecidae. Gene Ontology annotation, biological process: peptide metabolic process; proteolysis. Gene Ontology annotation, molecular function: metalloendopeptidase activity. Bases 1 to 1971 code for a protein of 656 amino acids.
AUGGCGACGGCUCUGCUUGGUGAAGUGCUGACAAAGCUCAAGCGCGGAGGUGGAGAUGGCCCUCUAAUCGAGUGUGGUCGCUGGUGGGACAUGUCUGCUCCCGCCAUCGUGGAGGCUGCCAAGGCCUUCUCGGACACGGCCCUUGAAACGUGUGCCAAGAUUGCGGCUGCCAAGGAGAAACCAACGUGGGACUCAGUGUGUGCGCUCAAGACUCAGCUCGAUCUGCAGUUCCACGUCCUCGACAGUAUCCUCACCUUCCCCCAGCAUGUCUCCACCAACGAGGAAGUCCGCAAGGCCGCCCGUGAGGCCGACAAGAUCCUCAGCGAUCUGCGCGUGGACAUCAGCUCCCGACACGACGUCUAUCUCGCCUUCCAAGCUUUCGAAGACACGAAACAGGAGCUGCACGGCGAGGAGAAGCGCUACCUGGAUCGAACGCUGCGUGACUACCGUCGCGUUGGUCUUCAUCUCGACGAGGAAACCCGCAACAAGGUCAAAGAGAUCAACAAGCGCUGCGCCACGCUGGGGAUUCAGCUCUCUGAGAACCUGAGCGAGGACAAGACGAAGCUGUACUUCACCAAAGAUCAGCUGCAGGGCAUGCCAGACGACUUCCUCUCCGGUCUCAACAACGACAGCGAGGGCAAAUUCGAGCUCACCCUCAAGUACCCGCACUACCGCCCCGUCAUGCGUCUCUGCCAGGUGCCCGACACGCGCAAGAGGAUGGAAAACGCCUUCACCUCCCGCUGCAUCGACACGAACACGCCCAUCAUUGAGGAGCUCGUCCGUCUCCGCCACGAGAAAGCGCAACUGCUCGGGUACAAAACACACGCGCAUUUCAUCACGGAGGAGCGGAUGGCGAAGACGCCUGAAACCGUUGUGGAGUUUCUCAAGGACCUCGGAAACAGGCUCACCCCGCUGCAGGACAAAGAGCUCGAGACGAUCAAGGCGCUGAAACGGGAGCAAGAGAGCAUCGCCGCCUCUGACGACGUCGCCCUCAACCCGUGGGACAUCAGCUUCUACCUCAACAAGGUGGAGAAAGAGCAGUUUCAGGUUGACCACCAGAAGAUCAAGGAAUACUUCCCCCUCGACACGGUGACCAAAGGCCUGAUGGCCAUCUACGAGGACGUGCUGUCACUGCGCAUUGAGGAGACAGCGGCGCUCGAGAAGUGGCACGACGAGGACAUGACAUUCAAGGUGAGCGACAAGGAGAGCGGGAAGCUGCUCGGGUAUUUCCACCUCGACCUGCACCCGCGCGAAGGGAAAUACUCCCACGCCGCGUGCUGGGGCCUCCAGCCGUCCUGCGCCACAGCCGAUGGUGGUCGCCUUGUCCCCGUUGCGGCACUGCUGUGCAACUUCAGCCGCCCAACGGACAGCGCCCCGGCCCUCCUCCUCCACGACGAGGUUGAAACGUUCUUCCACGAGUUUGGGCACGGCAUGCACCAGCUCUGCUCCCUCGCGCAGCUCGCCAUCUUUGCCGGCACCAAGGUCGAGCGCGAUUUCGUCGAGCUCCCGUCACAGAUGCUUGAGAAUUGGGUGUGGGAGAAGGACGCCCUCCUGCGCAUGUCCGCCCACUACCAGACUGGCGAGAAGCUCCCAGAUGAGCUGAUCUCGGCGCUGAUCAAGUCGCGUGUUGCAAAUGCGGGCAUCCUCACGAAGCGGCAGAUCCUGUACGCCACCUUCGACCAGACCAUUCACUCCCAACCAGAGGUAAACACGGCCGAGCUGUUUGCGGAGCUGUGCACUGAGAUUUGCCGCUACCCCGCCAGCCCCAACACCAACUUUGCAGCCUCCUUCGGGCACCUUGCCGGCGGCUACGAUGCGCAGUACUACGGCUAUCUGUGGAGCGAGGUGUUCUCUGCGGACGUGUACGAGACGAGAUUCAAGGGUCACAUCUUCGACACCGCCAUUGGUCGCGAAUACCGUGAGAAGUGGAAGCAAGCAAGUCAGCAAGCAAAGAAGAAGAACAAGAAGUAA